Molecule: messenger RNA, 735 nt
Organism: Theobroma umbraticum
Lineage: Eukaryota; Viridiplantae; Streptophyta; Magnoliopsida; Malvales; Malvaceae
Source: RefSeq, a predicted model, not a curated record
AUGACACCAAGGAAGGAGAAGUUUUCCUACAUCGUCGAUGAUUCUGCAAGGAAAGCUACCUUCAGGAUAAGAAAGAAGGGUCUGUUGAAGAAGGCGAGUGAAUUGAGUACGCUUUGCGGGAUAGAAGCUUGUGUGAUUAUCUACAGUCCUUAUGACACUCAACCUGUGGUUUGGCCAUCCCCUGAGGGAGCCCAGAGUGUGCUUUCGGAUUUUAAGAAGGUGCCUACGAUGGAUCAAAGCAAGAAGAUGAUGAACCAAGAGAGUUUCCUUAGGCAAAGGAUUGAAAUCGCCAACCAACAGCUCCAGAGACAGUCUAAGGACAAUCGUGAGAAAGAGAUCACACAAGUCAUGUUCCAAUGCCUGGCUGGACAAGGGUUGGAGAGUUUGAACAUGAAGGAUUUGAAUGACCUCGGUAGGUUGCUCGAGCAAAACCUGGAGGAUAUUGACAAGAGGAUUGAUACGCUUACCAAGGCGUCUCAUUCCCAAGGGUCUGUAGCAGCAGCAUCAGCAACAAUGGCAACACCAGAAGUGAUGCUGAAGAGUGGAGAGAAGGUGCAAGCGGAGAGGCCAGAACGUGAGGCGAGCACGGAAACAGAGGAUUGGGAACAGAUGAUUGACGAGCUGCUGCACUCACCAGAGGACGUGGGACUUGGUCUGGUGCUCCCAUUUGGGGAUAACAACCCCACUGUUUUUUUCCCUUAGGAAAAACAGCUAUGCGUAUCACAGUUUCAGCAC